Molecule: messenger RNA, 3286 nt
Organism: Rosa rugosa (rugosa rose)
Lineage: Eukaryota; Viridiplantae; Streptophyta; Magnoliopsida; Rosales; Rosaceae
Product: probable apyrase 7
Exons: 3
Coding region: 539-2827 (762 amino acids)
Biological process (GO): nucleoside diphosphate catabolic process
Cellular component (GO): membrane
Molecular function (GO): nucleoside diphosphate phosphatase activity
Source: RefSeq, a predicted model, not a curated record
ACCCAAGCCUGAUAGCUCCCUUCUCCGCCACCUGGCAUCAAUACUGAAGUUUACGGAAAGGGAAGGAGACGAAAUUACGUCAAGAAAAUUAGAGAGAGAGGCGUCCUGGUUGUGGUUGGAUCUGAACAACCCGGAAACUACCCACAGAGACGAAACAAGGAGAAAUCGACGUCUAUUGUACUCACUGAUUUUGAUUGCCCCUCUCAACAUUUCGCUACAAACCAUGACUCAGUUUCAUGGCUAUGGUUAUGGUCGUCGUCUUCCUCCUCCUCUUGUGAUCCUCUUCUUCUUCGUCAACUCUAGGUAAAUCCUCCACAGCUUGCUCCCGCUCUUUCCCCCCCCAAUAUGGGCAUUUGGAUUUGUGUCCGAUUCCUUCAAAUUUUUGUCAAUUUUCUGUGCUCUUACUCCCCGACUAUAGUGUCACUCCGGAUCUAGACUCACCUUAACUUAAUUCCAUCAUGUGAUUGCUCGAUUCAUAUUGUUGGGUGUACUUUUCGAAUCAGAAACACCACCCAGUAGAACCAAACACCAACCAACCAUGGUGUUUAAUCGAAUUGCCAAUUUCUUUGCUUCUCUAUCGAGUCGUUGGUCUAGCCCUCAGGCUGUAUCGCCUCCCAAAUCUGCUGCUUUUGCCUUUGCAAACACCGCACGCAACAAGAACCUUCUCAGACUCUCGUCGUCUCUCCAGGAUUUCUCAUCUUAUAGCCAGCUUGAUAUCGAAGAUCCCAAUAUCGCAACUGUGACACAUUCGAAACCCCCUCCUCAUUCAUUGCAGAGAGAGACUGCUGCUGCCUCCAGCUUUUCCAAGGAGAAAUCACUGCCAGGAGGAGGAGGAGGAGGAGCCCCAUUUUCGCGCAACAAGUGGGUACGAGCCUUCAUGUUUCUUUGCUGUGUUUUGUUGGUUGGUUUUCUAGUUUAUUUGCUUUCCAUGUUGGUUUAUUCCUACUGGUUUAAAGGAGAGCCCAAAUUCUAUAUUGUGCUGGAUUGUGGAAGUACUGGGACUAGAGUUUAUGUAUAUCAGGCAACCUUGGACAACGAGAAAGAUAACAGUUUUCCGAUUGUCUUGAAGUCAUUAACAGAAGGUCUUCAAAUAAAACCUAAGGCUCACACAGGGCGAGCUUAUGAUCGGAUGGAAACUGAGCCUGGGCUCGACAAGUUGGUGCACAAUGUCUCAGGAUUGAAGGUUGCAAUAAAACCACUUGUUCAAUGGGCAGAGAAGCAAAUCCCAAAGAAUGCACACAAGACAACCUCACUCUUCCUCUAUGCAACUGCAGGGGUUCGUAGGCUGCCGAGUAAUGAUUCAAAAUGGCUUCUAGAUAAUGCAUGGUCUAUACUCAAGACUUCACCUUUCUUGUGCCAAAGAGACUGGGUUAGGACUAUCAGUGGCCUGGAAGAAGCUUACUUUGGCUGGAUAGCCCUUAACCAUCAUAGGGCUAUGUUUGGGGCUGGACCUAGAAAGCCAACAUUUGGUUCGCUUGACUUGGGUGGUUCAUCACUGCAGGUUACAUUUGAGAGUAAUGAACAUGUGCAAAAAGACACCAGUUUAAACAUUAGAAUUGGGGCUGUGAGCCAUCAUCUCACUGCAUAUUCUCUCCCUGGUUAUGGUUUAAAUGAUGCGUUUGACAAGUCUGUGGGUCGUCUCUUCGAGAGGCUUCCAGAAGUCAAUAAGACAGAACUAGUGAAUGGGAAGGGAGAACUUAAGCAUCCGUGCCUGCAGUCUGGGUAUAAGGAGCAAUACAUUUGCUCUCAAUGUGUUUCGAAAUUCCAAGAAGGCGGAAGCCCUGUGAUUGCAAAAAAGAGUUUGGGCAAAGGAGGAAGAUCAGGGGUUUCUCUGAAGCUCAUCGGUGCUCCAAAUUGGGAGGAGUGUGGUAAACUAGCAAGAGUUGCUGUUAAUUUAUCGGAAUGGUCCAAUAUAACGCCUGCACUCGAUUGUGACGUGCAACCUUGUGCUCUUCCAGAUGGUUUACCCCGACCUUAUGGAAAUUUUUAUGCAAUUUCAGGAUUUUUUGUGGUUUAUCGGUUUUUCAAUUUGACUUCUGAGUCGUCACUUGAUGAUGUUUUGGAAAAGGGUCGGCAGUUUUGUGAAAGAACUUGGGAAGCUGCAAAGAAGAGUGUUGCUCCUCAGCCUUUCAUUGAACAGUACUGUUUUAGGGCACCAUAUAUUGCAUUCUUGUUGAGGGAGGGCUUGCACAUUAUAGACAAUCAAAUCACCAUUGGUUCUGGAAGUAUCACGUGGACACAGGGGGUUGCUCUGCUGGAAGCUGGAAAGACACUUUCAACCGGACUGGGGUUUCGCAGUUACGAAGUACUCCGGAUGAAAAUAAACCCAUUAUUUCUUCUUUCAGUUUUGUUUAUAUCAUUGAUUUUACUCCUUUGUGCAUUAUCAUGUAUUGGCAAUUGGAUGCCAAAAAUUUUCUGGAGGCCAUAUCUCCCGCUGUUUUGGACCAAUAAUGCGUCUUCUGCAUCUGGUAUUCCAUCUCCUUUCCGGUUCCAGCGCUGGAGUCCUAUUAUUCCCGGGGAUGGAAGAGUAAAGACGCCUCUUAGUCCAACAAUUGCAGGUGGUGUCCAACAAAGACCAUUCGGAUUGGGACAUGGUCUCAACAACGGUGGUGGAAUCCAACUAAUGGAGUCUUCCUUGUGCCCAUCAAGUAGCAGCAUCUCCCAUAGUUAUUCGUCAAAUAGCCUGGGCCAGAUGCAAUUCGACAGUAGUAGCAUGGGCCCCUUCUGGUCUCCUCACAGAUCUCAGAUGCGUCUUCAAAGCAGGCGAUCACAAUCUCGAGAAGACCUCAAUUCUUCUCUGACUGAGGCACACAUGACAAAAGUAUAAGAUGUGUUCGUCUGCAAAUUUUUGAUUGUUUUGCAGGGGAAUUGACCUUGUUAACAAGGCUGCAUGUCCAUGGGAUUUGGGGUCAUGUGCACAACAGGCUUCACUGAUUGUAAAAUUAAUCUGGUGCCAAAAUCAUUUCGACCCCCCCAACCCCUCCCUAUAUCUCCAAAGCUUACUUUCAAUCAGGGCUGCGGAUCUGCUGAGCACUACACAUGAGGCGUCCGCGUGAUCUUAUCUUUUUGAUAUGAAUCUGCCUGAUCUGAUCAGAAAUCCAACAAUCUUAACUUUUCAACACUGCACAUAUGUUUCGGAGUCUUUGAUUCACAUUAGCAGUUUUAGCAAAUGUUGACAUGAGAAAUGAUGAAAGAUGAUUUAUAGGCAGCGAUUAUAGCAAGGUGUACAAACAGCCUCUUAUACAUUCAGACGGUGUUUAAAUAAUACUAUUCAUUUCAGGUUUCA